AUGCCUUCUAGUGGUGUCAAAAUUGCAUCAUCCCUAGCGAAAGAAGCCCAAGACGACAUCAACUUGCGAGCGAACACAACAUGGGAACAAACAAGCAACAACAAAAAAAUACAUCAUCAGCAACAAUCAUGUAGCCCUUUGAAGCCUCCACGUCCUUCAUCUUCUGAAUCCGUUGCUGUGAUCAAGGAUCCGUUCUUGUCCUUGCAUCCUAUAAAAUUGAAAAUUGAAACACAGAGUCUUUGGGAACGAGAUUCUUCAACGAGUCAGUGCCGAGUCGUCAUGAAUUGGCUGACAACAUUUGAUUGUUUUUCCGUUUCAGCAACAGCAAACAAUAUUGUUCCCGAAAGAACAACAAUUACAUUGGACAAACACUCUUCACCAGUUUCUCAUAAAAAUCCACAACAUUAUCGGUUAAAUGAUGUCAAUUUGUACAAAAUUUUAUGUGAGAUUGAUGAUGAUUUUUAUCAUGCUCUGAAUGAGUUCAUUGAUGUUGAUAGCGAAAAUAUGAAUAGUAUUUCUGUAAUAUUCUUGUACAAAUGUAUGGCAUUACUGACCUGUUUCUUUCAAAGCAAGUACGAUAUUUGGAUUGAUUUGAAAGAAUUUACAAGUAGUUCCUAUCAAUUGUUGCAAGAUAUUCAUGGAUGCAACCAUGAAGACUUAGAAAUCAAACUGAAGGAACAGCUAUUGAAAUUUCUUCAAUAUCUAGUAUGCACUGUAUUCAUAUCCAAAAAUAAUGAAAAAUUAGUGAAUAGAAUUUUAACGUUGGAUUUUUUUGCUCAAAAAGAGCUUGCUCAAAUGGUCAAGGAGGUGAUGGAAGGUCCAAGAAAUGAGUGUCAACAUUCUUUUAAUGAUGUUCACAUUCUUUUCGAACUUGUACGUCACGCUGUCAACAACCGAUAUUGUACACUUCAAAAAACCAUCUUUCUCAAUGAACAAAUUAUUGAGAAACAGCAUCAAGAGUCUGUGCGAAUGUAUUUGGAAAAUGUAAAUUUACAAAAAGCAAAUCAAUAUUUGAGAAGUAAUCUGGAGGAAGUUGUAAUGAAUUUUAGCAUGGAACGAACUAACCUUUUGGAAAAGCUCGGUCAUUUAGAAUCACAAUUCGAAGAAUAUCAUGUUUUUAAGAAAGCAUACGAAAAAUAUGACCUUAUUUCUCAAGAAAACUUGAAACUCAAGCGACAACUCAACGACCUUACUUUGGAAAUACACAAGAUACGAGAAGAGAGUUCUAAACAGCCGUUCAAAACUGAAACACCUAAUUCCAAAAGGCACGUCAACAGAAAUAAUCUCUCACCUAUGAACGAAGAUUCAUUGUUGACAGCAACUGACAACAAUCCAGUGGUCGACUAUUUCGAAGAAGAAAUGCGAGAACUAACAAGUGCCAUACAACAAAUGAACCUGGAAAUGAAUCAGAAAGACAGCAAAAUUGAUGCACUUGUAAAUGAAAACAAACACUUGAAGGUAUUAGCUGCAAAUUAUCAGAAUAAUAACCAUGCGAUACAACCAAGUCUUGGUCACGCCUCAGCAUUGCCAAAUGUUGAAACUCAUUCCUGUAUAAGCCUGUAUGAUGAUUUGAAAUGUAUUAUUGAGGAAAGGCAAACCCAAACACUGCAAGUACAGCAAAAACAACCUCCUCCAGAACCAAUUCUAAAGAUCAACAUGUCCACCCAAACUCCAAGAAUUCCUACAAUCUACACACAUUCACAAUUCACAUCCACCAAAGAUUUAAUUUCUACCAAAGACUUUAACAUUCAACUCAACGACAGUGAUUUGUUAUCAAGACCUUCGCCCGCAGAUAUUUGUUUGAAUUCUCCUUCUCCACCAAUUCCGUCACAACUUGCCAUCAUUUCAAACCAUUUAGCACAAGCAAAUACAGCAAUACUUGCUGACAGAUUUAAGGACUUCUCCACUUCGGAAGCAAUUCAUGCAGCUAAACUUGAAAAAUCUCAAAACCGUAAAAUCAGAAUGAACAAGAGUGCGAUGACACCUGCCAAAUCAAAAAAGACAUUAUCAGACUUGACCACAAAAUCAUCCUCUUCACCCAUCAUGGUACAAUCAAAUGCCUACGUUGAUCCAAAGAGUUUGCCUUACUUUGACAAUCAGUACCGAGUUUUUAUUCAAGAGCAUUCUUAUGAACGUUUUCGUUGA
Molecule: messenger RNA, 2145 nt
Organism: Naegleria lovaniensis
Lineage: Eukaryota; Heterolobosea; Eutetramitea; Acrasida; Naegleriidae
Exons: 1
Coding region: 1-2145 (714 amino acids)
Source: RefSeq, a predicted model, not a curated record